CAGUGAGGAAGUUGUAAAUUAGCCUUUAGGAGACGCUGUUUGUCAAAGUUAUCUUAACCCUGGAAAAGGGGAGGGAAAAAGGCAGAUAAGCAGUGACGACAUCAGCAGGAAAUUAAUAUCAGGCUACCCAAUCCUGAAGAUUCAGUUUUCACUUAAACAAGCAGCAAGUCUUGAAGUCUCUUCCCAAGCAAAUGGGAGCUUCUUUGGACCUUGGAGCACACAGAGGAUUCUACUUUCUUUAAAAUUUUGUUUUCAGGCAAUUUCCCUGAGAACCGUUUACCUCCAGAGGAUUGGUGGAGCUUGAUCUGAAGCCUGGCCAUGAAAUCUCAAGGUCAACACUGGUGUUCCAGUUCAGAUAAAAACUGUAAAGUGAGCUUUCGUGAGAAGCUUCUGAUUAUUGAUUCAAACCUGGGGGUCCAAGAUGUGGAGAACCUCAAGUUUCUCUGCAUAGGAUUGGUCCCCAACAAGAAGCUGGAGAAGUCCAGCUCAGCCUCGGAUGUUUUUGAACAUCUCUUGGCAGAGGAUCUGCUGAGGGAGGAAGACCCUUUCUUCCUGGCGGAACUCCUCUAUAUCAUACGGCAGAAGAAGCUGCUGCAGCACCUCAACUAUACCAAAGAGGAAGUGGAGCGACUGCUGCCCACCCGACAAAGGGUCUCUCUGUUUAGAAACCUGCUCUACGAACUGUCAGAAGGCAUUGACUCAGAGAACUUAAAGGACAUGAUCUUCCUUCUGAAAGACUCGAUUCCCAAAACCGAAAUGACCUCCCUAAGUUUCCUGGCAUUUCUAGAAAAACAAGGUAAAAUAGAUGAAGAUGAUCUGACAUGCCUGGAGGACCUCUGCAAAACGGUUGUACCUAAACUUUUGAGAAACAUAGAGAAAUACAAAAGAGAGAAAGCUGCCCAGAUAGUGACACCUCCUGUAGACAAGGAAGCCGAGUCGUAUCAAGGAGAGGAAGAACUAGUUUCCCAAACAGACUUUAAGACAUUCUUGGAAGCCUUACCGGAGGAGUCCUGGCAAAAUAAGCAUGCAGGGAGUAAUGGUAACAGAGCCACAAAUGGUGCACCAAGCCUGGUCUCCAGGGGGAUGCAAGGAGCAUCUGCUAACACUCUAAACUCUGAAACCAGCACAAAGAGGGCAGCUGUGUACAGGAUGAAUCGGAACCACAGAGGCCUCUGUGUCAUUAUCAACAACCACAGCUUUACCUCCCUGAAGAACAGACAAGGAACCCAUAAAGAUGCUGAGAUCCUGAGUCAUGUGUUCCAGUGGCUUGGGUUCACAGUGCGUAUACACAAUGAUGUGACAAAAGGGGAAAUGGAGAAGGUCCUGCAGGAGCAGAAGUGCAAUCCAGCCCAUGCCGACGGGGACUGCUUCGUGUUCUGUAUUCUGACCCAUGGGAAAUUUGGAGCUGUCUACUCUUCGGAUGAGGCCCUCAUUCCCAUUCGGGAGAUCAUGUCUCACUUUACAGCCCUGCAGUGCCCUAGACUGGCUGAAAAACCUAAACUCUUUUUCAUCCAGGCCUGCCAAGGUGAAGAGAUACAGCCUUCUGUAUCCAUCGAAGCCGAUGCUCUGAACCCUGAGCAGGCACCCACUUCCCUGCAGGACAGUAUUCCUGCUGAGGCUGACUUCCUACUUGGUCUGGCCACUGUCCCAGGCUAUGUAUCCUUUCGGCAUGUGGAGGAAGGCAGCUGGUAUAUUCAGUCUCUGUGUAAUCAUCUGAAGAAAUUGGUCCCAAGAUGUGAAGACAUCUUAUCCAUCCUCACUGCUGUCAACGAUGAUGUGAGUCGGCGAGUGGACAAACAGGGAACAAAGAAACAGAUGCCCCAGCCUGCUUUCACACUAAGGAAAAAACUAGUAUUCCCCGUGCCCCUGGAUGCACUUUCAUUAUAGCAGAGAGUUUUUGUUGGUUCUUAGACCUCAAACGAAUCUUUGGCUGUAUCCUCCAGCCUCCUGCCCAGCACAGGAAUCAGUGGUCUCCACCUGUCAUUCUAGAAACAGGAAACACCCUGUUUUCGGAUACAGUCAAUUCUGAUUUUCUUUUUCUUUUGACAAGUCUAAAUGUUAGAAAACUUUCUUUUUUACUUUCUUUUUUUUGGAGACAGUCUCAUUCUGUCACCCAGACUGGAGUGCAGGGGGGCAAUCAUGGCUCACUGUAGUCUCGACAUCCCGGGCUCAAGCUAUCCUCCCACCUCAGCUUCCCAAGUAGCUAGAACCACAGGUGUGUACCACCAUGCCUGGAUAUUUUUUAUUCUUUAUUUUUUGUAGAGAUGGAGGGAUCUCACUUUGUUGCACAGGCUGGUCUCAGACUCCUAGGCCCAAGUGAUCCUCCCACCUCCGUCCCCAAAAUACUGGGAUUAUAGGCAUGAGCCACUACACCUGGACAGAAAACUUUCAUUUUUUGUUUUUUUUUUUUUUGUUUGUUUGUUUUUUUUGAGAUGGAGCCUCACUCUGUUGCCCAGGCUGUAGUGCAGUGGUGCCAUCUUGGUUCACUGCAAGCUCUGCCUCCCGGGUUCAUGUCAUUCUCCUGCCUCAGCCUCCUGAGUAGCUGGGACUACAGGUGCCCGCCAACACGCCCGGCUAUUUUUUGUGUGUGUGUGUUUUUAGUAGAGACGGGGUUUCACCAAGUUAGCCAGGAUGGUCUUGAUCUCCUGACCUCAUGAUCCACCCACCUUGGACUCCCAAAGUGCUGGGAUUACAGGCGUGAGGCACCGUGAAGACUUGUAUUGUAGCCUUGGUUUUGGAUGUCUACCCUGAAGAGAGAGUAAUUGGCUUUGGUUUGUGCAAGUACUUUUUUUUUGAGACAGAGUUGCUCCAUCACCUGGGCUGGAGUGCAGUGGUGGGAUCACUGUUCACUGUAGCCUUGACCUCCCACGUUCAAGCGAUCCUCCCACCUCAGCCUCCCAAGUAACUGAGACUACAGGUGUGUGUCCAUGCACAGCUAACUUUUGUAUUUUUUUGUAGAGAUGGAGUUUCACUAUGUUGUCUAAGCUGGUCUGAAACUCCUGGGCUCAAGCGAUCCUCCCACCUCAGCUUCUCAAAGUUCUGGGACUACAGGCAUGAAAUACUGUGCCUGGCCUGGGGACCAGGUACAUUUUAAGGUUCCUUGGUGUUCAAAGAACCAUGUUCUUAGCCUAGACUGAGCUUAGAUUGCCUCUCUAGACAACUACCCCUUAGUUAUAAUUCUGUGUCGCCUCUGCACAGCCUUGAACGUUGGACAAUGAAGUCACAGUCCACCCACCCUCUCUCUCUGAUCUCUCCUUUCCUAAGACUUCUCUUCUGCACAUCUAGUGAGGUGAAAAUUUGGUCUAUGCCAGGCCCAUUUCCUGCUUUUGUGUGAGGAAGGUGCUCACGUAGGAAGUUUUUAUUUGGUUAGAGACAGGUUUCCCUGUAGGAAGAUGAUGGCUCAUUUACGCUCAGCUGCUCUGCAAGCAGAAACUUUACAACCUGAUGUCAUAUUCCAUGUUGGACUGGGUGCGGUGGCUCAUGCCUGUAAUCCCAGUACCUUGGGAGGCCGAGGCAGGCAGAUCACUUGAGGUCAGGAGUUCGAGACCAGCCUGGCCAAUGCGGCAAAACCUCGUCACUACUAAAAACCCAAAAAUUAGCCAGGUGUGGUGGCGAGCACCUGUAAUCCCAGCUACUUGGGAGGCUGAGACAGGAGAAUCUCUUGAAUCCAGGAGGCAGAGUCUGCGGUGAGCCAAGAUCACACAGCUGCACUCCAGCUUGGGCAACAGGGUGAGACCUUAUUUAAAAAAAAAAAAAAAUUCAAUGUUGGGGCUGGAACCUUUCAGGUGCCAUUGACAGAACACCCAAUUCAAAUUGACUGAAGCACAGAAGGGAAUUUAUUGCCUUUUUCACAUGGAAACCCAGGAGUGGAUAGCACUGGCUUCAGGCAAAGCUUGAAUCAGGACUCAGUCUACAGGCCAGCACCUUUCUCUUGGCCGGAUGUCCUCAGGGCUGGCAGAUGCAGUAGACUGCAGUGGACAGUCCCCACCUUGUCACUGCUACUACACUUUGCUCCUCUGGCCCGAGGGAUGAGGAGAGAGGCUGUUCUGUUCUGAGAACUGAAGCUGUUCUCAGGAUCACUGGGCUCUUCUUGGCAGAGGAGAUGUCUGGCUUGCCUGAAGGGAGUGGUUCUGUAAGGACGCCUUGAUGCUUUCUUCAUUAAGAUUUUGAACAUUUUUAUGUACUUGAGCUUUUUUUUUUUUUUUUCAAUUUCUUGAGGAACUUUUUCUUUGUUAAUUCCUGGAACUGUAUUUUGAAUCCUUGAAAGUGAGCCCUCACAGGGAGAUCCAAAGUCCUGUGGUUAACGCCUUCAUUUAUAGAUGAGGCAGCUGAGGCCUGGGGAUGUGAACAACCUGCUCGCAGUCCUCAUUUACUGGAUUUGACUUCAGCCAGGUGAACUGGAAUGCCUUGGGGCGUGGAAGGGCAUUAGGAGUGUUUCAUCUGAUAUGCGAAUGCUCAUAAAAAAAUGUCAAGGAAUGAAGAACAACAACUCUUAGUGGUGCCUGCAUUUAUAAUUAUUUAUGUAAAAGUCAAAUUCAUGUACAGUAAAUUUGUUAUAAGAAUAUUCACAAGAA
Messenger RNA from Symphalangus syndactylus (siamang), 4574 nucleotides. It is a transcript of the gene CASP10, whose product is annotated as caspase 10. The record is from RefSeq and is a predicted model, not a curated record. Gene Ontology annotation, biological process: regulation of apoptotic process; proteolysis. Lineage: Eukaryota; Metazoa; Chordata; Mammalia; Primates; Hylobatidae. Gene Ontology annotation, molecular function: cysteine-type endopeptidase activity; protein binding.